Tachyglossus aculeatus (Australian echidna) is the source of this 831-nucleotide messenger RNA. RefSeq names its product olfactory receptor 2G2-like. Gene Ontology annotation, cellular component: membrane. The transcript is spliced from 2 exons. The coding region runs from base 1 to 831 and encodes 276 amino acids. Lineage: Eukaryota; Metazoa; Chordata; Mammalia; Monotremata; Tachyglossidae. Gene Ontology annotation, biological process: G protein-coupled receptor signaling pathway. Gene Ontology annotation, molecular function: olfactory receptor activity. The record is from RefSeq and is a predicted model, not a curated record.
AUGCCGAAUGACACUUCUGCAGAGAACUUUGUCUUGGUGGAUUUCUCUGCUCAGCCCCAGAUAGAGAAGAUCCUCUUCGUGGUUGUCUUGAUCUUCUACCUCCUAACCCUGGUGGGCAACACCGCCUGGAUCUCCGUCGCCAUGUACUUCUUCCUGUCUCACCUCUCCCUCGAGGACCACUGCUUCACCACUGACAUCGUCCCCCACUUCUAUGGAACCUCCGGGGGCCCUCCAAGACCAUCAUCGUGGUCGGUUGUGCGGUCCAGCUGUACGUCGUCCUGGUCCUGGGGUCGACGGAAUGCAUCCUUCUGGCCGUCAUGGUCUUGGACAGUCGCCGCCAUCUGCCUAACCCUUCACUACACCACCGCCAUGCACCCGUGGCUCUGCCAGGUCCUGGUGAGAUUACCCUGGAUGUGUGGGGUGGGGGACACCGCGAUUCAGGCCACCGUCAUCUUCCUCCUGCCCCGCUGUGGACACCAGCUACUUCCCCACUUCACCUGCGAGAUACCCGCCCUGCUCAAGCUGGCUUGUGUGGACGUCCGUGCCAAUGAGAUCCAGCUCUUCGUGGGCACUCUGGUCCUGAAUCUCCUGCCCUUGAGCAUGAUCACGGUCUCUUAUAGGUCCAUCGCCUGGGCCAUGCUGAGGAUCAAGUCGCCCCAGGGUUGGAGGAAGGCCCUGGGUACCUGCGGGUCCUACCUCCUGGUGGUCACUCUCUUCUACAGGUCCAUCAGGGUGGUCUACAUCUGGCCCAACAGCUCCUUCUCUGGGACUUUGGGCAAGUUCCUCACCCUCUUCUACACCGUUGUGCAGAACAUUUUGUCCUCGCGUUGA